Molecule: messenger RNA, 558 nt
Organism: Linepithema humile (Argentine ant)
Lineage: Eukaryota; Metazoa; Arthropoda; Insecta; Hymenoptera; Formicidae
Gene: Tim9a
Product: translocase of inner membrane 9
Source: RefSeq, a predicted model, not a curated record
UACACACGUGUUUGUUUCUAACCUCAAAAACGAUCGUUAAGUUCUGAUGCGACACACUUGCAAGAUUGUAAUAAAUAUAAUAAAGAUAUUUUGCAGAAAUUAACUUGAUUGAAUUUGAUUUUCGGCAAUGGCGAUGCAAGUUCCGACUGAUGUGGAUGCUGAUCAAAUUAAAUCUUUUCGAGAUUUCUUGACUUCGUACAACAAACUCUCAGAAAUUUGUUUUAUUGACUGCAUAACAGACUUCACAACGCGAGAAGUUAAAGCCAAGGAGGAGAAAUGUGCCCUUAACUGUAUGGAAAAGUACCUGAAAAUGAAUCAAAGAGUAUCUCAACGUUUUCAAGAAUUUCAAAUGACUGCUAAUGAAAAUGCUAUAGCAGCUGCUAAAAAACAAGGUCAAGUGAUUAAUUAGCACUAGAUAAUUGUAAAUAAAUUUUAGGAUCUUUUUGUCACAAUAUUGUAAUAAGAUUACAGCAGAUACUAUUUGUAAGUUUCUUGCAAUAUUCUUACAAUAAAAUAAUUCAGUUUAAUAUUCUAUAUAAUAAACCAAUCUAUCAAAUG